AUGGAAAACCCACGUAAACGAGAUCUUAAGAAGUUCAUAAAUACAUUUAGCUUCUUGCAGCAAAGCUAUAAGUUCCACAUGCAGCAGAUCAAGUUUGAGGACAGGCGCCUGUUGGAAAGCCUACUUAAUGCAGAGGUGUCACACAAAAAGAAGAAGGUACAGUUAAUAAUCAAAUUAUAGAAUCUAGUAAAUGAAACUAGACGAAAGCUCAAAAAUAUGAAGUCCACAAUUCAGAAAUUUCAAGAACUGAACGCGGACCUCCAAGGUACCAAGGAAUUCGAAGAGGCGACAAGACUGAUUAAAGAACAGAUGAUCAUGGAACAGAAUUGUCUUAAUGCCAAUACGGAGAAAAUGGAGAAGCAUUUUGCAGGCCUCAAAAUUUCAGAAGCAAACUAUUUGAAGUCAGCUACUCUCUAA
Messenger RNA from Drosophila takahashii, 417 nucleotides. RefSeq lists its product as uncharacterized. The record is from RefSeq and is a predicted model, not a curated record. NCBI's taxonomy places the organism in Eukaryota, Metazoa, Arthropoda, Insecta, Diptera, Drosophilidae.